Messenger RNA from Symbiodinium natans, 435 nucleotides. NCBI's taxonomy places the organism in Eukaryota, Dinophyceae, Suessiales, Symbiodiniaceae. The record is from the annotation of a GenBank genome assembly.
AUGACCAAACCGAGGAAGGAGGUGCCCUCUUUCGCCGCUGCUGCCUGCACUUGGCUAAAUUUGGCUCUAACAGAGAAGAACAACGGCCACUUUGACACUGCUCGGCGUGUCUUUCAAGAUGGUACACGCUUUGUCCAAGAGCUUAUGCAGAAGGAGCUCGAUGUUCGGAUUGAUGGACAGAAUCGCGUGCGCUCACGGACGAUGACCCAAGCAUCCAGUCAAGAUGUAGAAGUGGCUUGCAAAUGGCUUGCUACUCUGCUGGUGGCCUGGGGGCUUCUGGAGACCAAACGUGGCUACAAAAGCCGUGCGAAGGUGUUAGCAGAGCGUGCUGCGCAUCUAGAUGGCAGCAAAGCGAAAGUUCUGUCCUGGAAGGUGGACCUGAUGUCUUGUGUGAUUGAGAAGCUGGUUCUUAUGUGCGUUGCUCCGCCGUGCUGA